This is a messenger RNA of Odocoileus virginianus texanus, 1165 nucleotides long. The record is from RefSeq and is a predicted model, not a curated record. NCBI's taxonomy places the organism in Eukaryota, Metazoa, Chordata, Mammalia, Artiodactyla, Cervidae.
UGGUCUUGUCAAAUUGUGGAGCUCUCUGACCCUGUUAGGAUCCUAUAAAGGCAAGAACUGUGCUUUCAGAGUGAUUCAGGUUUCUCCAUUUCUCCUUGCAUUAUCUGGCAAUAGUAGGGAACUAGUAUUGAAUUGAGUAAUCUUCAAUUUGAGAAAAUAUUCCUCACUCUCAAAAGUACUUUUUGGUGCCAGCAUAAUGCUUGGAGACUGAAGCAGCCCUAAAACUCCUGUCGAUGGAAUUUGAGCGUGCUGAAGAUGUUCCCAGUAAUGUCCAACCAUCGCCUUUGGUGGGGUAGGCUUCACAGGAGAAUCUGCCUGAGCCAAGCAGUGCUGAACAGGCAGCCCUUAGAGCACAUGCACCUCAGAGUUGGAGACCGGGCUGAACUCAGGAGGGCCUUCACUCCGAGGGAUGUGGCCACCUUCUCAGAAAUAACAGGGGAUGUCAAUCCUUUGCACUUAGAUGAAGAUUUUGCAAAACGCACCAGAUUUGGAAAGACAAUUGUCCAUGGAGUUUUGAUCAAUGGACUUAUUUCAGCUCUCCUCGGUACUAAAAUGCCAGGGCCAGGCUGCGUGUUUCUUUCCCAGGAAAUUAACUUUCCAGCCCCUUUAUAUGUUGGGGAAGUUGUUUUAGCUUCUGCAGAAGUGAAAAAGCUGAAGCGGUUCAUUGCCAUUAUUGCAGUAUCAUGUUCCGUACUAGAAAGUAAAAAGACUGUUAUGGAAGGCUGGGUUAAAGUUACGGUUCCAGAAACACCCAAAUCCUGAAAUACGUCUUUAAAGAUACAAAUUCAGACAUCAGUGUUGUUAUUGAAAGCCUCUGGGGAAAAUAGGGAUUGCUAUUCUUCAGCAAGGACAGGCUCAUAGACCUGUACUGGGGGAGGGGAGCAGGUAGAGAAAUGUUCCAGUGUCCACUUAUGUUUCACUCCAGAUUAAGUAUAUUCAUCAUCUAUCUAGGUUUUCAACACUGAAAAAAAAAUAGACAAUUUCCUGGUGGUCCAGUGGUUUCACUGCCAGGGGCAUGGAUCCAAUCCCUAGUCAGGAAAGUAGGAUCCCACAAGCCAUGUGGCACAGCACACGUGUACAUACACACACACACAAGUGAACAGAGGGGAUCAGAGGUGAUUCUCAGGUUGCACAUUUGUUAACCAGGCUCCCAUGAGGUGUCAUU